UGUUUUCAUUAGUAUGGCUGCGAACAUGUGGUAAACAGUGUUUGAGGUUAUUUGGCGUGAAUUUCUUGUUGUUAAUUGUUUAUGAUAAUACUAGCAAUAUUGACUCUCUGUGUGUUUUGUGAAAUGUUAUUCGUAUGAACUAUUCAUACAUUUACAUGUGUUGAACAUUCAAAAGUAUGUUCUAAUUCUGAUCACUGGUGUGCCGCUUCUGCUAUUGUACAUAUUUUAGUGGUGUGACUCCAAUUAUACGUACAUAAAUACAUACAUAUUUAUUAUUCAGAAAUGAUAGCUUUAGCAACUGCGCGAAGGUUAGCCAAAUAUUCUACGAAUGUUUGGACAUGGAGUCGACUGGAUCGUAUGAAUCGAACGUUCCGAACAACCACAGUUUUUGCAGUACAAACGUUUGUGCAAAGAGAGAACGAGACAAUGUAUUCAGUCAUAAAAGCAAAUCCAGAAUGCGCCAAUACGCUUAUGCGAUUGUCAUUAACGCGUGCAGUGGAAGCACCCGAAUUCGAGAAUGUGUUGAUGCGAGACUGGCAAUCAGAUUCGCCAGAAAAUGUAGGUGAAGCUUUCAACCUUAUUUCAGUGUAUGGGCCUCAAAACGGUCGCGAAAUUACAGAAGAAGCAUUCAACAAUAUCUGUGAUGCUGUCAAGGCGAAGUGCAGCGAGAUGAAGGACGAGCACCUGCUGGGAGCGCUGCGCGACCUGUCCCGCUGGCCCAUCACGCGCGACGUCAAGGGCUGGUCGCGCGCGGAGCUGCUGCUGGCCGCCGACCACUGGUACCGCCUGGGGCUGGUGCGCAGCAGCAAGUUCAUGGUGGCCUGCAUGCGCCGCCUGUGCCGCAAGCCGCACAAGCUGACGGCGGCGCAGCUGGUGCAGACCAUGUUCUACCUGAACGCGCAGCGCCGCCACGCGGCCGUGGCCGAGGCCUUCGAGAUGGAGCACGCGCUCGAGAGCUGCGCCGAGCGCCUGUCGCUCGAGGACCUCGCGCUCGUCGCCGCCGGCUACUUCAAGACCGAGCGGAAGAUCCGCAGCGAGCGGCUGCUGGGGCGCAUGGUGGAGGUGGCGGGCGAGGGCGCGGCCGCGGCGCCGGACGUGCUGCUGGCGGCGCUCAUGAAGGUGAUGCGCUACUCGCUGCCGCUGUCCAUGAUCGACCAGCUGUACGCCAUGCAGGGGCGCGUGCUGCCGCACGUGCCGCGCUUCUCGCUCAUGACCUGCACCCACGUCGUCCUCGCCGGCACCAACGCACAGGUGCUGCACGAGCGGUUGGUGCUGGCGGUGGCGGAGCGGUUCGCGCGCGAGGCGGGCGCCGCGCGCAUCAAGGACCUGGAGCGCAUGGCGCUGGCCCUGGGGCUGUUCGGCGUGGCCCCGCCCCCCGACGCCCGCCCCUGCAUCUUCGACGCGCUCCAGCGCGAGCUGCGCGAUCCGGCCCGCGCCAAGGAGCUCGCCGCCUACGGCAGGUGCCUGCCCCGCGUGCUCUACUUCCUCAGCCUGUGCGGCGUCUACCCGCUCGACCUGCUGCAGCGCGCCAUGCACCCCGACUACCUCGCCCAGCACUUCGGGCGCGCACCAUCAUCGCCAAGGGCCGCGCCGACGCUGGAGCGGCCGGAGCGCGGCGCGCUGGCGGACAAGCUGCUGGGGCAGCUGCAGUUGGCGGCGGUGGAGGCGGCGGGCGGGGCGGAGCGCGCCGCGGCCCGCCACGUGCUGCCGCACCACGCGCGCGCGCCCGUGGUGGUGCGCGUGGACCCCGAGGCGAGUCGGCGCGCGGGCCGCGUGGUGUGCCUGCCCCUGCCCGAGGACCUGCUGCAGGGCCCGCCGCCCGGCGCCGACGCCCGCCCCGCGCCCCGCGACGGAGCCCUGUGGUGCACCCUCGUCGCCGCCGGCUGGAACUCGUACGUGCACGGCGACGGCAACGGACGCUUCGUCGGCGGCGCCGCCGCCUUGCUCCGGCAGCUGCCCGCCGUCGGCUACCGGCCCGUGGUCAGCUGGACCGCGCGGCCGCCGCCGCCGCCGCCACCACCGGCGCCCUUUGAUCAGCGCCUUCGAUCGCCGCACGCUGGGGGAUCCCUCGCCUCCCGCCCACGCACGGCCGCGCGCCCGCCCCGCCCCUCCCCGCCCUCCUUUCGCAUCGGCGGGUGCCUCAUCGCGGGCGAGGGGCGGCGGCGCGCCCCGGGCGCUGGGGCGGACAAGAUGCUCCGCCCGGCAACCUGUAAAACGCCGUGCGUGGCUAAAGGGCUGUCUAUUCAGAGGGAGCGCGGCGCGAAGGCGUCAAUGCGCCAUUCAUUGAAGCCGCGGUGCGUCGCCGGCGUCGUCUCGCGCCCGCCCGCCGUGCGGUAG
Messenger RNA from Gryllus bimaculatus (two-spotted cricket), 2337 nucleotides. The record is from the annotation of a GenBank genome assembly. NCBI's taxonomy places the organism in Eukaryota, Metazoa, Arthropoda, Insecta, Orthoptera, Gryllidae.